This is a messenger RNA of Morchella sextelata, 1749 nucleotides long. RefSeq lists its product as uncharacterized. The coding region runs from base 1 to 1749 and encodes 582 amino acids. The record is from RefSeq and is a predicted model, not a curated record. Gene Ontology annotation, molecular function: guanyl-nucleotide exchange factor activity. Lineage: Eukaryota; Fungi; Ascomycota; Pezizomycetes; Pezizales; Morchellaceae. The transcript has 2 exons. Gene Ontology annotation, cellular component: cytoplasm.
AUGGCUCCCGUCCGCGCAUCAAAGCGCAAAGCAGACGCUGCCGAGGCCAAAAAGGCCGAAGAAAAACAAACCGCUGCCAACACAAGCGCUCCACGCACCAAUGUAAAGGACAGAAAAAUUGCAACCCCGAAAUCAAAGACUGCCCCCAAAGCCGCAAAAAAGGUCGCGCCUGCGAAGGCCGAAAAGCCCGCGAGCCAGGCGCCCCAGAAGGCUUCCAAGGCCGCGGAAAAGACAAAGGCCGCACCUGCCGAGAAGGCCAAAAAGCCUGCUGCCGAAAAGAAGGGAAAGAAAACACCAAUCUCCCCUCCUACUUCGCAGUCACAGUCACAACAACUACAGUCAGAAUCGUUCAACGCUUCAUCAUCCUUCAACGAGCCUGAAGAAGUUGAACACGAGAAGGCGCAUCCUCGCAAGAGAGGGAAGACGAGCACCACCUCUCCUCCCGUGAUUAACAAUCUUGCUUCCCUCAAACUCAAUGUUUACGCGUUUGGCACUGGUGACAAUUCCGAGUUGGGUCUUGGGCCGGAGCCGAAUGCGAAGAUUGUAAAGAGACCGCGUCUGAAUCCGUUCCUGCUUCCCGAUAAGGUCGGAGUUGUCGCCGUGGCUAUUGGAGGCAUGCACGGGUUGGCGUUGACCCACACCGGACAAGUUUACUCUUGGGGUGUCAAUGACCAGUACGCCCUUGGUCGUGAGACCAAGGUUGAGGCUCGCGAGAAGAACGUGGACGAGAGCGACAGUGAUGAUGAUGAGGAGCCAUUGAACGAAUUGGAGAGCACACCUAUGCUUAUCGAUAGCUUUCCAGAGGGAACCGUCAUUACGCGCAUUGCUGCUGGCGACAGUAUCUCUGUCGCGGUCACAGAUACUGGUAAAGUCUGGUCUUGGGGAACUUUUAGGUGUGCCGAUGGAAUCUUGGGAUACACCAAUAAAAUCCGCGUGCAGCCCCGCCCAGCUCUCAUGACUUCGAUCAAGAAUGUCACUGAAAUCAGCGUUGGAAAUGAUCACGUCCUCGCGGUUUCCAGCUCAGGUUCCGUUUAUGCAUGGGGGAAUGGUCAACAGUUCCAAUUGGGCCGUCGCGUCGUUGAGCGCACUCGUUUGAACGGUCUCAUUCCCCGUGAAUUCGGUCUCCCCCGCAAGAAGGUCAAGAAUGUCGCCACUGGUUCAUACCACUCCUUCGCUAUCACCAAUGACGGCAAGGUCUACGCGUGGGGUCUCAACCAGUUUGGUCAAUGCGGUAUCUACGAUGAACAGAAAGCCGGCGAAGACGCUACUGUGGUCCCGGUUCCUACCCGUAUCUCCUCUCUCGACCAGUACAACAUUGUCCAUGUCGCGGCAGGAGAGCAUCACUCUGCCGCUAUCACCGACGACGGCAAGCUCCUCAUGUGGGGUCGUCUUGACGCAAACCAGCUCGGUAUUGAUCUUACGACCCUACCUCCAGCAGAUGUUAUCUCCGACAUCUCCGGCAAGCCCCGCUUCUUGGCCGUUCCUCACGUCAUCUCGGAACGCAAAUUCAAGUGGAUUGGAUGCGGAACCCACCAUAACAUUGCCAUCGACGUAGACGGCACCGCUUUCAGUUGGGGCUUCGGCGACUCUUACCAGACCGGACACGGCCCCCCAGCUGUGGAUGUCCCGCUCCCCACCAAGAUCGAGAACAGUGCUACCAAGGAUGUUGAAAUGGUGUUUGCCGAUGCUGGUGGACAAUUCUCCGUGUUGACUGGUAUUCCCAAGCCAGCCACGAACGGAACAUCCUAA